UUAACCUCUUUCUCACCUUCCAGUCGAGUACUCAUAGUACCGCUCACACCUGCGUUUCGCCACGAGUCGAGGAAAGGCUCGCUUUCGAUGUUUACGGGGAGAAAUCUCUGCCCGAGACCGGUCGCGCCAGUCUCGCGGCCCGCGCCGUCCUCGCACCACGCAUACCGCCGCGGCCAACCUUUCCCGAACUUCCCCCCCUAUUCCCGGUAGUGCAGUGUUUUGUUUGUGAGUGAACCAGGAUUUUUAAAGUGUGUUUUUGCUCGGAUGUGGCGGUGAUGGCUAUGUGUGCGCGCGCAGCGCUGUUGUGCGCGCUGGUCCUCGCCAGCGCGCACGCCUACACCGUCGACUGCAACCGCGAGUACACGGACUGCGACUCUGAAUUAAGUAAACUAGUAGGAGAAGAAGAUGAUAUAGCGGCAGCACCUCAAACCGAAACAACGGUAGAAAUGAUAGAACGUCUCACCGAACCACCCUCCCACACAUCAACCGCAACUACAGCGCCCCCCACGAGAUCAACAGCUCCUCCCACACCAGAAACAGAAAGAGAAACAGAAACAGAAACCACCAAGGAAGAUGAUACGACUACGAUCGAAUCACCCAGUCUGAAACCAAAAGGAAGACUACUAAAUUUAAACUUAGAUGAACUAAAGAAUUUCGCCCUCACACUACAUAACAGUACUAAGGUUACUGAUAUUAGCGAUGUAACUUUGGAUGGCGAUGAAGAAUUUGAUCCCUCAAAACUAGAAGUUCUUAAGUCUCUUAAAGAUCUGCCUGAUAAGUUUUACUCAAAUCUGCAGGCACCGUUCCAUCCUGCGAUUUUGACGGAUCAUUCUGAUGAAGGGAAGGAGGAAGGAGAGACAAUGUGCAUUGAAAAUGGAAUCAUUUACAAGGUAGGACACCACGUGGAUCAUUCGUGUGAAGAGACCUGUGAGUGCAUGCCAAACGGCAAAUUCAAUUGCUCCCCGCGCUGCAAACAUCCAUACAUCCGCCGGGGCCGGACCUUGAACGAUCCGCUGUGCUUCGAGUCACCUGUCGACGAGUGCUGCAGUAUCAUAGCGUGCGCCACUGGGAACGGAGACACGAAGGUGACCAAGCUGGAGGUGUGCAAGUACGGCAACGACACGUACCUCGUGGACAACACGUGGAACGUGGGCUGCGAGCAACGCUGCACGUGUGAAAAGAACUCGAUCAUCGUCUGCAAGCCGAGGUGUGCCCCUCUACCCCCAUCGGACAAAUGUAUCAACGUGCAAGAUCCCAAAGACGCCUGUUGUGAGGUGCAAAUCUGCGACGUUUCGCAAGAUGUGCACGAAGACCAAACUGACAACGUCACUAAUUCCACGACCACUGCCGAGACACCAAACCUCACAGAGGAACCUCCGACCUCUACCACCAUGCGUCCAUUAGUGCUGACCGAACCUAUUGGCUCCAUCACGGUCCUGCAGAACAACAGCGUCCAAGUGGCCCUAAUGCACUCCAACAGCAGCGAAGACCCCAUCCAUCUCCUCAUCAGCAAUGAUGGAGGAACCACCUUCAAAGACGUAGAACUUAAAUAUGAUAACCUCAUCCUUAACCUUCACGGUGGAAAAGACUACAUUCUGAAGACGAAAGAGACGGGAACUAAGUUUAAUUUCACGAUAACUUCGAUGGAUAUGGUCGAGAAAGAGCCGCCUGAAGAAUUGGUUGAGGUUAAUGAGAUGAUCGGGUGCCAUCAGAAUGGCAAGUUUUAUGAAGUUGGCGAAGAAUUCCACAUCGGGUGCUCCGAGCUGUGCGAGUGCACGGGCGACGAGACCCGCGAGUGCGCGGGUCUGGAGUGCCCGUCGCACGUGGGGCUGGAGCUGAUGUCGAAGGGCUGCGUGCGCUGGGCGCCCAGCCCGCCGCCGGCGCCGCCCAACUGCUGCCCGCGCGCCGCGCGCUGCCUCAGCGACGGCACAUGCCAUUAUAACGGAGUUCCCAUCCCGAACUGGACCGACGUGCCUAUCAACCUCACGGGCUGCUCGCAGCGAUGCUUCUGCGAGAACGGAGAGCUAGACUGCCAGGAGGUGUGCUCCCCCCUCCCGCCGCUGCCCCCGCAGAACAUGCGCUGCCCGCCUGGACACCACCCCGGGGCCGUCAACAUCUCCAUCGACGACUGCUGCCAGCAGUGGGGCUGCGUACCGCACGGUCAAACCCCGUCAUCAGAAAUGCAGAGCACCACACAGACACAUAUACCAAAAGCGCCGUUCCUGCCAACGGUGCCACCGGAUUCCUCGAUCCACUUCCCGGAUGAGGAUGAUGGACAGAACCAUAUAAUACAGCAGCGUCCUGUCAACCCGCUGGUGAACGGGUUACCACCAGGUCUCAUACCCUCCGGAAUACCUGGAAUCACAGUACCGCCGAACAACGAAAACAAGAAACUGACGGUGAUCAACCUGGUGUCGGAUUCGCCGACCAGCGUAAAGAUGCUGUUUGCCCUGCCUCCUGUACUCGUUGGGUUGCGCGGAAGUGUCGACCUGAGAUAUACUGACAAAGCUGACGAAGAUAUCGCACACUGGUACUCCCAAGUGUUCGCGCCAGCGGACGAGGUCCUCACCACGUCUCGCCUGGAGUUCCGCCUCACCGGCCUGAAGCCGGCCACCGUGUACAAGAUGAGAGGGAAACUGUACCUGCACAACUUGCCCGUCGAGCCGGAGAGCGAGAUAUACAGCAUCCGCACGCUGGAUCCCCUGCCUACGGUGGCACCGGUAGAAGUGAAGAGGAGAGUGAUCGACAGCAGAAUGGCGGUCCAGCAACUCAAUGACUCCGUGGCUCACAUCACCUGGAAACGGUUCCCCGAAGCAGAUUUACCGUUUAUUGACGCCAUACAAGUUCGCUACCGACCCGUUGGCAACCCGAUCUACAGCAUGACGGAGCUGCUCCACCACAGUCGGGACUCCGUGUUCCUACAGGAGCUACGCCCUGGGAGCAGAUACGAGGCCUCUCUAGUACUGGUGCCGCCACCUGGUGCCACCACUGAGCUGCACGACCCCGCUGUGCUCGAGUUCACGACCGCGCCUUAUAUCGACCCAUACAACUGGUCAGUGCAGCUGGAAGCCCGCUCGGUAGGGUCUGAGGCGGCGGAGCUGACAUGGCGCGGCGUGCCCGCGCCGGCCGAGCGCUGGGUGCGCGUGUACCGCGCGGCGCACGCGUGCGGCGGCGGCCGCCGCGAGCACGACGCGUUCCGGCUCGCCGUGCGCGACCAGGCGCCCGUCAUCACGCUCACUGGCCUGGAGUCUGACACAAGGUGUCGUGUGUGGCUUGAGCUGUUCCUUACAAAUGGAAAAGUGAAGACCAGUAACGUGCUAGAAAUUAACACAAAGUCGCUAGACUCGCCUGAGCCAAUCGACAAUGUCAUCGAAGCCUCAUCAGUGGGUGGCGCCAUGGCGCCGCGGGGAGAUUACUACGGAGCUCUAGUGGUAGUGGGCGUGGUGGCCGCUCUGGGCGCGCUCACGUCACUGUUGCUUCUGCUGGUGGUUGUCCGUCGACAUCGCCCGCGCUCUGUACCUAUUACUCCUGUACCUACCGCUCCAAGGGAGUCGUCGCUUCCACCGUACGACAACCCCGCGUACAAACUAGAGUUACAGCAAGAAACUAUGGAUCUCUGACAAUUAAGCUCCCGUGGGCACACGAACGGCCUGAACGGGAUCUCAGAGCGCGGCGUGGACGUGCCAAACGGCCGGCAUUACAACGAAAUGGGCGUUUAAAGGGCCGGCUACGAAACAAGUGUCAAGACAUUGUAGGAAGAAAUUGAAUGCCAGUAAACAGAAGCUGUGCUAGAUGCACACUUGCAAGAAAUUUUAUAUAGGAGACUACUUCUAACUGUACCUCGAAGAUGAAAAACAAUCUGUCAGAAAGUUGGCCAGUAGUUUUUGACGUAGUACUCGUAUGGUUGGACUUAUCGCGUGAUUGUGACAAUAUAAAACGUGCGUCUUUUACUAUAGGUACAUACCUAUACAGUAGUCCGAAAGUGACGUAUGUUAUUGCUUGAAAUAAUUUCGCCAUAAGAGCGACCAUAAGAUCGUCAGCAGCUUUUAUUCUUCGGAUUUUUUAGUACAAUGUCUUAUUUGUGGACGUAAAAUGCCGUCAAGCCUGCUCAAUGGAUGGACUGAUUACCAAUUAUUUUGCUACUAAGCUGCUUCGCGUAGCUGUAUUUAGCAAGUAUUAGCACUCCAUCUCUUUCUUUUGACUUAAAAACAAGAGAUAUAUGAUAUUUGUCAAGUUAAGUGAAGCAUAAAAGGAAAUACCGAUAUAUAUUGUGAGCGAUAUAUAUUCUAAGAGAUAGUCGAGAAUGGAUCCUAAUUAAAGAAGUAGUGGACUGUUACAGAUUACUUCUAUAGCAGUGAGUGAAAGUGACUAUGAUCAAGUGCAAAGUGUUAGCCAAAACUAAUAGUGUUAUAGUGUAAGAUAUAUAGAUAUUGUUUACGUGUAGGUAACUAUUACUUUAUUAGGAGUCAAAAUAACAGGAUUGUACCUACCUACAUAUUUGUAAUGAAAUAUUUUACUUUGUACCUAUACACUACGACAUAUUCUUUGAACAAAUCGAUAUCGUUGUUAACUUUAAUUACUCUAUUUCGAAAUCAGUUUAGUUACAGUCAAUUUAGGAUAUGGAAAAAGUAUAACUGGUCAAAAUAUGGUUCGAAAAUGGGAAAAAUAUUUUUAAUACUAUCUUCAGAUGUGGCUGUUCCAAUCUAGUAAUUAAAGUUAAAUUAUAUUAUAGUCUGGAUAAAUUAUAAAGUGCGUAAUUGCCGUAAAGUACUGCAAUUCAAGUGCAUUGUGAUCAAAAACACCGUAUACUUACGGCAGCAGUUCUAUUGCCGUAUCUCCCAUACAUUUUUCCCGCAGUAUUUCGAUUUUUUUUUAGUGACACGGCAAUAUUUUUAAGAUUUUCUCUUUAAGCACGGCAAUUUAAGACUGUUCAGGGCAACCCCAACAAAUAAUAAGGUAUCCGGAAAAAUUGGAAAUCGCUUUAAAUCAUGUGUAUAUUACAAGAUUGAGGACAUCGUCAAAAACAGGGUGUCAUACUUGACUCAUUUUGUUUUUGUAAAGUAUAUACUCGUAUUGUUAUAGUUAUACCUAACUACCCUCAUAGAGAUUAUUUUAAAACGUGCUUUAUAAUCAGUGAAUACAGAUAGUGCAUAAUUAUUUUUCAUCGUAUUUUCACGGAAACUUACGAACGUGUCUUGCUAUUUCAUUCAGUCUCGGUACAUAAAGUACUGAGGUUGACUGAAGUAACAUGACAAAUACGAACGUUUCCGAGAAAAUACGAUGGAAAACAAUUAUAUGCAGCAUCUGUACUUGUUUAAUUACAACAUAUCAGUUCAAUUGACAUAUUCGCUUGAAGUAUUUAUUAUUUAAUGUUUAAAGACUAUAAGUAUAUUAAAGCAUAGAUUUUUUAAUGAAAAAUAGAACCAAACACAUAUUUUUAAAUCUUGUAAAUCUUAUUUCAUCGAAUAAAUGUAACAUAUAUUAAUAAACCUAUAGGUCCUCUUUAUGAUAAUUUAAACCAUGUUAAUUUUUUUUUUUUUCAUUUUUGCAUUAUUCAAACUUUCUUAGCUAAAAUAAGUCGUGGUAAUUUUUCUUACAUUUAAUACAGCGUGGUAAUUUUAAACACUGCUUUUUGAGAUUAAAAAUGUACAUAAUGUUGCCAUGUUUUCGUAGUUAUCUUAGCGUAUUUAUAAAAUGUAAUCAGAGUUUGGACAACGAAUUUUUUAAGUAAAAUUGAUGGAUUACGCAAGUGCCUUUUGAAUCGACCAACAUUUUGAUAAAUUGAAAUUUGUAUAUAGUGUUAAUAAGUUAAGUAAUAUUAAGUGUAACGUACGCUGUGGUACUGAUAUUAUGUAUUUGUAUAGUUUAAACUAAUGAAGGUUUAUAAUGAAAUACUGCCGCAAAUCGUUAAACUUAUUAUAAUAUAGCUUUACAGGUUA
Messenger RNA from Cydia splendana, 5939 nucleotides. RefSeq names its product putative epidermal cell surface receptor (gene sas). The coding region runs from base 276 to 3620 and encodes 1114 amino acids. Gene Ontology annotation, cellular component: extracellular matrix. Gene Ontology annotation, molecular function: heparin binding; integrin binding. The record is from RefSeq and is a predicted model, not a curated record. Lineage: Eukaryota; Metazoa; Arthropoda; Insecta; Lepidoptera; Tortricidae. The transcript has 19 exons. Gene Ontology annotation, biological process: cell adhesion; signal transduction.